Racocetra persica is the source of this 497-nucleotide messenger RNA. NCBI's taxonomy places the organism in Eukaryota, Fungi, Glomeromycota, Glomeromycetes, Diversisporales, Gigasporaceae. The record is from the annotation of a GenBank genome assembly.
UUAUGUUUAAUUAAUGCUCUUAUGAGACGUGUUACUGAUCAAUAUUGGGAAUCAUUUAUGGACAUGUUGGACAAGCUGAAUGUUAGAAAAGCUGUUGCUCUUUUGAGGAAUGGUGUUCAUGGGGAAGAAUUAUCAAAGCAUUUAUUAGAAUUCCAAUCAUUGUUUGUUCGUCAAGCAUACAGAUGGAAAAGAACACAAGUAUCAUUACAUAUUCCAUCCCAUAAACUUAUGUUGGAAGAAAUUUGGAAAUCCGCAAAUUUAUCUGAAGAAGCUGGAAAAUGGAGAAAAAUCGCGCCGAAAUGGGAAAUUCAACGUGUUGGAUAUUUGGGACUUGAUAAUAUGCAUAGUUUUAUGAAGAAAAAUCCAGAAGAAUAUCAAAAAACGAUAUUAGAACAAAUCAAUCGACCUACCGAACGUCGAUGUCCGUUUGCGAAAACAUCUAUCGAAGUUACAGAAUUUCUGUGUGAUUAUUGGGACAUUAGCACAGGAUGUAAGGA